AUGUACGUGGAUGGGGAGCAUCACCCUAGAGUUACGUUCACAGAUGUCAUCCACACAGGCAGCGCCCUCCUGGCCCCAGCUACCCAGGCAGCGUGGGAACAGAUCCAGCGAAGUGAGGGUGGUGCUGCACAGCUGCUGAGGCACUUCGAGGCCUACUUCAGCAACGUAGCGCGAAACGUGAAGAGGACCUAUCUGAGGCCCUUCAUCAUCGUCACCGCCAACAUGAUUCUUGCAGUUGACAUCUUCGACAAGCUUAACUUCACCGGUGCCCAGGUGCCAAGGUUUGAGGACAUUCAGGAAGAGUUCCCAAGGGAGUUGGAGUCCUCUGUGUCCUUCCCAGCUGACACCUUCAAACCACCAGAGAAAAAAGAAGGCCCCACAGUGAGGCUGGCCAACCGGAGGGCUGCCCCACUGACAACACAACCAGAGCCCAGGACUGAGAGAGAGACCUCAUUCAGCAGACAGAGGCGACACCCCAAUGAACCCGGCCAGUUUGCCGUUGCCCUGGUCAUCAUUUACCGGACCCUUGGUCAGCUGCUGCCUGAACACUAUGACCCCGAUCACCGCAGCCUCCGAUUGCCCAACCGGCCCGUCAUCAACACCCCAGUGGUGAGUGCUAUGGUGUACAAUGAGGGGACCCCGCUCCCCGGCUCUCUGCUGAGGCCUGUCCUAGUGGAGUUUGCCCUGUUGGAGACUGAGGAGCGAAGCAAGCCUGUCUGUGUAUUCUGGAACCACUCCCUUGACAUCGGAGGGACUGGAGGGUGGUCAGCCAAAGGCUGUGAGCUACUGUCAAGGAAUCGGACCCACGUCACGUGCCAGUGUAGCCACUCGGCCAGCUGCGCAGUGCUCAUGGACAUUUCCAGGCGUGAGCAUGGGGAGGUUCUGCCCCUGAAGAUCAUCACCUAUGCUGCCCUGUCCUUGUCCCUGGUGGCCCUCCUGGUGGCCUUUGUCCUGCUCUCCCUCGUCCGGACGCUGCGCUCCAACCUGCACAGCAUACAUAAGAACCUCAUCGCGGCGCUGUUCUUCUCCCAGCUCAUCUUCAUGGUCGGGAUCAACCAGACUGAGAACCCGUUUCUCUGCACAGUGGUCGCCAUCCUCCUGCACUAUGUCUCCAUGAGCACCUUUGCCUGGACCCUGGUGGAGAACCUGCAUGUCUACCGCAUGCUGACGGAAGUGCGCAACAUCGAUACGGGGCCCAUGAGGUUCUACCAUGUGGUGGGCUGGGGCAUCCCCGCCAUUGUCACAGGACUGGCUGUCGGCUUGGACCCUCAGGGCUACGGAAACCCUGACUUCUGCUGGCUGUCCCUUCAGGACACCCUGAUCUGGAGCUUUGCUGGGCCUGUGGGAACGGUUAUAAUCGUCAACACGGUCAUCUUUGUCCUGUCUGCAAAGGUGUCCUGCCAAAGGAAGCACCAUUAUUAUGAAAGAAAGGGGGUCGUCUCCCUGCUGAGGACUGCCUUCCUCCUCGUGCUGCUCGUUAGCGCCACCUGGCUGCUGGGACUGCUGGCUGUGAACAGCGACAAUCUGAGCUUCCACUACCUCUUUGCUGCCUUCAGCUGCUUGCAGGGCAUCUUCGUGCUCCUGUUCCACUGCGUGACCCACAGGGAGGUGCGGAAGCACCUGAGGGCAGUGCUGGCCGGGAAGAAGCCACACCUGGAUGACUCAGCCACCACAAGGGCCACUCUGCUAACGCGCUCUCUCAAUUGCAACAACACAUACAGCGAAGGACCAGACAUGCUCCGCACGGCCCUGGGCGAGUCCACAGCUUCUCUGGACAGUACCACCAGGGAUGAAGGGGUCCAGAAGCUCAGUGUGUCCUCUGGACCAGCACGUGGUAACCAUGGGGAACCAGAUUCAUCCUUCAUCCCUCGGAACUCCAAGAAAGCUCACGGCCCUGACUCUGACUCAGACAGUGAGCUGUCACUGGAUGAACACAGCAGUUCCUACGCUUCUUCACACACAUCGGACAGCGAGGACGAUGGCGGGGAAGCUGAAGACAAGUGGAAUUCAGCUGGGGGCCCCAUCCAUAGUACCCCAAAAGCAGAUGCUAUGGGCAACCAUGUUCCUGCUGGCUGGCCUGAUGAAAGCCUGGCUGGGAGUGACAGUGAGGAGUUGGACACUGAGCCGCACCUGAAGGUGGAGACCAAGGUCAGCGUGGAGCUACACCGGCAUGCGCAGGGCAAUCACUGUGGCGACCGACCCCCUGACCUGGAAAGUGGGGUCCUGGCCAAGCCAGUGGCUGUGCUCAGCAGCCAGCCCCAGGAGCAGCGGAAAGGCAUCCUGAAAAACAAAGUCACCUACCCGCCACCACUGCCCGAGCAGCCAUUGAAGUGUCGGCUGCGAGAGAAGCUGGCCGACUGUGAGCAGAGCCCCACAUCCUCCCGCACAUCCUCCCUUGGCUCUGGUGAUGGUGUUCAUGCCACUGACUGUGUCAUUACCAUCAAGACUCCCAGGAGGGAGCCAGGCCGUGAGCAUCUCAACGGGGUGGCCAUGAAUGUACGCACAGGGAGUGCCCAGGCCAAUGGCUCAGACUCAGAGAAACCAUGAGGCACAGUCAAGCCCUCAGACCUUGAAGCCUGGGACUGCUGCCUAUGGGGCAAGCAGGCCUUUCAUAUGAGGGUCCCUGCUAUAGCCACUGGCUCUACACAGAAUGUCCAGAUGGAAGCCCUUGGCCCUCGCAGGAGCUUGGGGCCCAG
Molecule: messenger RNA, 2696 nt
Organism: Acomys russatus (golden spiny mouse)
Lineage: Eukaryota; Metazoa; Chordata; Mammalia; Rodentia; Muridae
Product: cadherin EGF LAG seven-pass G-type receptor 1-like
Exons: 18
Coding region: 1-2547 (848 amino acids)
Biological process (GO): adenylate cyclase-activating G protein-coupled receptor signaling pathway; cell surface receptor signaling pathway
Cellular component (GO): membrane
Molecular function (GO): G protein-coupled receptor activity
Source: RefSeq, a predicted model, not a curated record